Messenger RNA from Psylliodes chrysocephalus, 937 nucleotides. Lineage: Eukaryota; Metazoa; Arthropoda; Insecta; Coleoptera; Chrysomelidae. The record is from the annotation of a GenBank genome assembly.
AUGAUAGGUAUUCUAAACGGAAACCUAGCUAUAUGGGUAAUCUUUGUGGUGUGCUACACGCUUCUAGUGGUGGGUUUAUCGUUCAAAAUUUAUUUUUUGAAUUACGUUAUAGACGGAUUGGAACAGUUUAAGAAUUGCAUCAACGAUCAUGGAUUUUGCUUCGAGUCGUUAAAACCAAUUAGGAAAACCAGAUUCGUGCUAUUGCUGAUAGCAAACAUUGCCAACUAUUCGAUGCUCAUAAUUGGUCUGUGGUUGUAUAAUGAAAAUGUCACUGAUUUUGGUACAUUUCUUUUAGCUUUGCUGAUGGGUAACGGUGUAAUACAUGCCAUUUUCUACACUUGCAUGAAGGUGACGCCAGCCGAAUCCCGUCAAUGGAACCAAGAGUGUCUUUUAUUAAAAUUUUUCGAUAAGCACGACGUGUGGCAUCUAUUGAGUGCUCCGGCUCUUUAUUUUACGUUCAUGUAUCUCAUGUCCUUAGAUGACGAUAUCAUGGAUAAAGAACAGACCGAAAUUCCAGUAUUUUGAGAUAUAGUGUUGACCUUUUUUUAAUAACGACCUUCAAACCGUUCUCAGUCGUCAUAACAAGUUGUGAUAUUUUUUUUUAAUUAUAAUAAUAUUUAUAAUUAUGUAUUUUUAAUAACUGUCAAUGAUUGAUAAUUCCUUUUUCUACAUAUCCUCUUAAUAAAGAAAUAAAAAUAAUAAAUUUUAAGCUUUUAUAAAAAUUACUGCAAAAUUAAAUAAAUAUUUACAAAAACCUAUUUUAAAAAAGAAACAAUUUUACUAAAAAAAAAUGUAUAAAUUAGAUUACUCUUAAAUUACCUAAAUUUAAAUAAGUGAUUCUAUAAUUAUUUACAAAUGAAAAAAUAUAUUCUAUAAUAAAUUAACGCAUAAAACUCCUAAAGGUGAGAAUACUGCUCCAACUAUCCCAAUAACAGUC